AUGGAACAAAGGGAAGGCAAAGCACGGAAGGACCGGCGGUGUUGGUUCGUCUUCAUAAUUGUUUUGGUUAUUUUAUGUAGCGGAGCUUUUGCACAGAUCAGAUAUUCCAUAUCUGAGGAGGUUCAAGAAGGAACCAUCGUGGGACAUAUAGCUAAGGAUUUGGGGCUUGAUAAGAGUGCACUCACAGGCAGAGGAUACCGCAUUGUAACAGGCUCAACGGAAUCACUGUUCCAGGUGAAUCAAAACGAUGGCAUCCUGUAUGUGAAAAGAAGGAUAGACAGGGAAGAGGUGUGCGAACGAAGCAGUGCAUGCACCAUCAACCUAAAAACCGUGCUAGAAAACCCACUAGAGAUUCACUAUGUGGCAGUGGAAAUACUAGAUAUAAAUGAUCAUUCUCCCGUUUUUCCAGAGAAAGAGAAAAGGCUUGAAAUUUCGGAGUCGGCUCUACCGGGAGCGAGAUUUCAGCUACAGGCCGCGCGUGACCCCGAUGUGGGCCAAUUCGCCAUUCAGCAAUAUAAACUCAGUCAUAAUGAAUAUUUUAGAGUAGAAGUAAAGGACCGUGGCAAAGACCACAAAAUACCGUUCUUAGUUCUGCAGAAGCAGUUAGACAGAGAAACAAAUGAGAAGCACAAGUUACGUUUAACAGCCGUUGAUGGAGGGAAACCGGCGAAAUCAGGUGAUAUAGAAAUCACUGUGGAUGUACUUGAUAUUAAUGACAAUUCCCCAGUGUUCACCAAAGAGCUGUAUUCUGCUACACUUAAAGAAAACAUCCCCACUGGCACUGUAGUCAUUCAAGUGAAUGCAACAGAUUUGGACCAGGGUGCAAACGGUGAAAUAAUAUAUUCAUUCGGUAACGAAGUCGAUCCAAAAAUAAUGGAGCUUUUUAGUAUAGAUGCAAACACUGGCGAAAUUCAUGUAACAGGUAAAUUAGAUUUCGAGAAAAGUACAAGUUAUGAAAUUGAUAUUCAGGCAUCUGAUAAGGCACAUGUUCCAUUAAAAACUGGCAAGAGUGUUGUGAUAACCGUUGCUGACGUGAAUGACAAUGCACCUGAGAUAGAAGUGACAUCAUUUUCUAGUUCUAUCAAGGAAGAUUCAAAGAUAGGAACUACAGUGGCCCUCAUUAGUGUCACUGAUUUAGACUCUGGAAUCAAUGGUAAGGUCAUUUGCGCAAUCAAACAAGGAGUCCCGUUUACGUUAUCUCCAUCAUUACAAGAAAAUAUGUACGCUAUAGUUACCAUCUCCCAGUUAGACAGAGAAAUUACUUCGCAAUAUGAUGUCACGAUUAUUGCAAAAGAUUCAGGUGAACCUCCCCAUUUAACUGAAAAGACUAUAAGCGUGGUUAUAUCAGAUGUAAACGACAACAGUCCAGAGUUUUCAACAAGUCCUUACACGUUUUAUAUCACAGAGAAUAACAGCCCAGGAGCCUCCGUAUUUGCGGUGACAGCCUCUGAUCGUGAUGAAAAUGACUGUGCACGCGUUUCCUAUCAUAUCAUCAGAGACGGAAGUGAAGAUAAUAAAAUCAGUUCAUUUCUAAAUAUAAACUCGGAUAAUGGGGAGAUUUUAGCGCUGAAAAGUUUUGAUUUUGAAACGCUGAAAACUUUCCAGUUCAAAGUUGUUGCCUCAGAUUCGGGAACUCCGCCACUAAGCAACAACGUCACAGUCAACGUCUUCAUCCUGGAUCAGAACGACAACGCUCCAGUCAUCCUGUAUCCACUCACCUCCAACGGCUCUGCUCAAGGUGUGGAGGAGAUUCCCCGAAACGUCAACGCAGGACACUUGGUGACUAAAGUCAGAGCCUAUGACGCUGAUAUAGGAUAUAACGGCUGGUUGCUCUUUUCACUGCAGGAAGUGACUGACCACAGUCUCUUUGCUUUGGACCGCUAUACAGGACAGAUCAGAACACUUCGCUCAUUCACAGAGACAGACGAGGCUGAGCAUAAACUGCUCAUACUGGUCAAAGACAACGGCAACGUUUCUCUCUCAGCAACAGCUACUGUGAUUGUCAAACUUGUGGAGCCCAAAGAGGCUUUUGCAUCUUCUGAUGUUAAAAGUACAGCAAAAGAUGAUGAGGACAGUAAUGUGAUUUUUUACCUUAUGAUAACUUUGGGCGCAGUUUCUGUACUUUUUCUCGUCAGCAUCAUCGUGCUGAUUGCAAUGCAGUGCUCCAAAUCCACAGACUAUACUUCUAAAUAUCUGCCAGAGACUAAUUAUGAUGGGACCCUGUGUCACAGCAUCCAGUACAGAUCAGGAGAGAAGCGGUACAUGCUAGUUGGACCCAGAAUGAGUAUAGGAUCUACUAUAGUCCCUGGAAGCCAUGCAAAUACACUCGUGCUUCCUGAUAGGAGGAGAACAUCUGAGUUCCAAGUUGUUGCCUCAGAUUCUGGAACUCCGUCACUAAGCAACAACGUCACAGUCAACGUCUUCAUCCUGGAUCAGAACGACAACGCUCCAGUCAUCAUGUAUCCACACAGCUCCAACGGCUCUGCUCAAAGUGUGGAGGAGAUUCCCCGAAACGUCAAUGCAGGAUACUUAGUGACUAAAGUCAGAGCCUAUGACGCUGAUAUAGGAUAUAACGGUUGGUUGCUCUUUUCACUGCAGGAAGUGACUGACCACAGUCUCUUUACUUUGGACCGCUAUACAGGACAGAUCAGAACACUUCGCUCAUUCACAGAGACAGACGAGGCUGAGCAUAAACUGCUCAUACUGGUCAAAGACAACGGCAACGUUUCUCUCUCAGCAACAGCUACUGUGAUUGUCAAACUUGUGGAGCCCAAAGAGGCUUUUGCAGCUUCUGAUGUUAAAAGUGCGACAAAAGAUGAUGAGGACAGUAAUGUCAUAUUUUACCUCAUGAUAACUUUGGGUGCAGUUUCUGUACUUUUUCUCGUCAGCAUCAUCGUGCUGAUUGCAAUGCAGUGCUCCAAAUCCACAGACUAUACGUCUAAAUAUCUGCCAGAGACUAAUUAUGAUGGGACACUGUGUCACAGCAUCCAGUACAGAUCAGGAGAGAAGCGGUACAUGCUAGUUGGACCCAGAAUGAGUAUAGGAUCUACUAUAGUUCCGGGCAGUCAUGCAAAUACACUAGUGCUUCCUGACAGGAGACGCACAUCUGAAGAGGAAGAACAGGACUGUUUACAAUAG
Messenger RNA from Oreochromis aureus, 3138 nucleotides. RefSeq names its product protocadherin alpha-3-like. The coding region runs from base 1 to 3138 and encodes 1045 amino acids. Lineage: Eukaryota; Metazoa; Chordata; Actinopteri; Cichliformes; Cichlidae. The transcript has 3 exons. The record is from RefSeq and is a predicted model, not a curated record. Gene Ontology annotation, cellular component: plasma membrane. Gene Ontology annotation, molecular function: calcium ion binding. Gene Ontology annotation, biological process: homophilic cell-cell adhesion.